UACAUACCUCUGCCUGUACAUAACUACAUAAUUACAAUAUAUCUGUCAUCUAACCACACCAAUUCCUCCAAACCUAGAUACCCUGCUGUCUCUUGAAAGAACCAUCAUCACCUUUCAGCAAUUUUACCACAGACAUGGCAGAAUCCGAACACCAACGACAAAUCGAAGAGUUCGGCAAGGAUGACGACUUCUGGCUCUUUGGCUAUGGGAGUCUGAUAUGGAAACCUCCGCCACAUUUCGACCAGCGAAUCCCAGGCUACAUUGAAGGCUACGUGCGUCGGUUCUGGCAGGCAAGCGAAGACCACCGCGGCACGCCGUCAGCCCCAGGCCGCGUCGUGACGCUGAUCGACCGCGCGCACUGGGAGACGCUGGCUGACCACGACUCACACACGCCGACGGAGCGCGUCUGGGGCGCCGCGUACCACAUCCCCGCGAGGCACGUCGCGGAGGUCCGCGAGUACCUCGACAUCCGCGAGAUCAACGGCUACAGCAUCCAGUUCACGCCGUUCCACCCCGCGCCCUUCACCACGCAGAUAACGUCGCCGCCUGCGACUAGCCACGGUGCUUCGCCUGUGACGUGCCUCGUGUACAUCGGACUCCCGGAGAACCCGCAGUUCCUGGGCCCACAGGACACUGACGAGCUAGCCGCGCACAUCCUGCGGAGCAGGGGCCCCAGUGGCGAGAAUAGGGAGUAUCUGUUUAACCUCGAGAAGAGCCUGCUGGAGUUGAGCGCGGAGAGCGGCGACAGGCAUAUUAGUGAUUUGGUGAGGAGGGCGAGGGCGAUAGAGAGGGAGAGGGGGGAUGGGAGUGGUGGGGAGGAUGGUGAUGAUCAUCGGGGGGAUAGGAGGGUAGGAGUGCCGUUGCAUAAGGUUGGGAGUACGGAGGAGCAGGAGGAGGUGGAAAGGUAGGGUGUAGGGGUUGUUGCAAAUGUGAGUUGAUUCAAUUAAGAGAAAUAGCCGCAGAUGGGUGUAAACAUCGUGUAGUCGGAUUGAUGACAUCGUGUUGGACACGAGAUGGAAGAUAGCCGAUUGAUGGAAAUACUACGCCAAGCACGGAUGCCCGGUUUGCAGUUUGCAUCCGAAAAGUUGAUCAGGUAGACUACGAAAUAUGAGUAACGAAAGCGCAAAAAUUCGAAAUCGGGAUUCGAGCGAAGCCUCCAUUGUGUCCGUAUCGUACGGUCCUUGCACUGCCGUAUCCGUGGCAUUCCGCCAUGUCCUAUCCACGGGUUCAAG
This is a messenger RNA of Aaosphaeria arxii CBS 175.79, 1232 nucleotides long. Its product is annotated as ChaC-domain-containing protein. Gene Ontology annotation, cellular component: cytoplasm. The transcript is spliced from 6 exons. Gene Ontology annotation, molecular function: glutathione specific gamma-glutamylcyclotransferase activity; gamma-glutamylcyclotransferase activity. Gene Ontology annotation, biological process: glutathione catabolic process. The record is from RefSeq and is a predicted model, not a curated record. The coding region runs from base 135 to 908 and encodes 257 amino acids. Lineage: Eukaryota; Fungi; Ascomycota; Dothideomycetes; Pleosporales.